AUGGCUUCUACCUUCGAUCCUCUUCUCAAUCCCUCCAACGAUUCCUCCACCGUCAUCAACUCGCCGCCUCCUUCCAAUCUCACACAAGACGAUCUCAAAAGAAUCGCCGCCUAUAAAGCCGUAGAAUUCGUCGAAUCCGGUAUGGUAAUCGGUCUCGGAACCGGCUCCACCGCUAAACACGCCGUGGAUCGUAUCAGCGAGCUUCUCCGAGAAGGAAAACUCCGAGAUAUAAUCGGAAUCCCAACUUCAACCACGACGCACGAACAAGCGGUUUCUCUGGGUAUACCAUUAUCCGACCUAGAUUCACACCCAAUCGUAGAUCUAUCAAUCGACGGAGCCGACGAAGUCGAUCCAUCUCUCAAUCUGGUUAAAGGAAGAGGCGGAUCGUUGUUGAGAGAGAAGAUGAUAGAAGGAGCAUCUAAGAAAUUCGUUGUGAUAGUCGACGAAUCGAAGCUAGUGAAGUAUAUCGGAGGAAGCAGACUCGCCGUACCGGUGGAAGUAGUGCCGUUUUGCUGCGAUUUCACGAGAGGGAAACUUGAAGAGCUUUUCAGAGAAGCGGGAUGUACGGCGAAGCUUAGGAUGAAGAGCGGCGGAGAGACGGCGGCUGUGACGGAUAAUGGGAAUUAUGUGGUGGAUCUGUACUUGGAGAGAGAUAUGGGAGAUUUAGAGGCGGCGAGUGAGGCGAUAUUGAGGUUGCCUGGAGUAGUGGAGCAUGGGAUGUUUCUGGGGAUAGCGACGACCUUGAUCGUCGCCGGAAAAUCCGGUGUAACCGUCAGGGAUAGGUUUGGUUAA
Molecule: messenger RNA, 792 nt
Organism: Arabis nemorensis
Lineage: Eukaryota; Viridiplantae; Streptophyta; Magnoliopsida; Brassicales; Brassicaceae
Source: the annotation of a GenBank genome assembly